Musca domestica (house fly) is the source of this 3969-nucleotide messenger RNA. RefSeq names its product unconventional myosin IC (gene Myo61F). The coding region runs from base 720 to 3800 and encodes 1026 amino acids. Gene Ontology annotation, molecular function: microfilament motor activity; ATP binding; actin filament binding. Gene Ontology annotation, biological process: actin filament organization; vesicle transport along actin filament. The transcript has 9 exons. Lineage: Eukaryota; Metazoa; Arthropoda; Insecta; Diptera; Muscidae. Gene Ontology annotation, cellular component: vesicle; myosin complex; plasma membrane. The record is from RefSeq and is a predicted model, not a curated record.
UGCGUAUGACAACUGAGGAUCGCGGAUGCAUAAAAAAGUAAACAAAUUCGAAAUUAUUAAAAAAGUAACGAAAUAAAACGUGACCGCAAAUUCAAAAUUAAUGUUUGCAAAUAAAAGUGUGGCUGAUUGCAGUGCAAGAUAAUUUCUUUAAAAAUUGUGGUCUAUUAAUUGUAAGCACGUCUUUAAUCGACUAAUCGAUUAACAAGUGAAAUUAUUAGAAGUUUUGAGUGAUUGAAAGAAGUAUUUUUAAAUAUUACAACAAUAAAUAUUAAAAAAAAGAAAAAGUUGAAAAGCCAAACCUUUAAAUAUUUAAAGAAAAAAAUAAAUAAAUAAAUGCGUAUCGUGUUCUACUUUUCAUGCUAUUCGUAAGAGUUGUGUUUUUCGUAAAAACACAAAAAACACAAUAGAUAUAUUUAAAUAAUUUAAACUCUACCAACAAAAACCAAAAGUUUAAGGUAAACAAUAGCCGGGGAUAAAAACGAAAAGACAACAACAACAACAACGAAAUUAAACCCGGUUGGCAUACAUUUGAAUAGGAAUCUUGAAAAUAACAACAACUACAACCAAAGACGAAACCCCAAUCAAGAAGCAUUUCUUUGAAAAGCCAACCAGCCGACCAGAAAGCAUCUUCAUUACGAGGUCAUAAACUGGUUGCCUGCCUGCCUGUCUGCAUUUGGAUAACACAAUUUUUGUAUCGUAAAAGCGAAUCGAAACCAGCCAUGGAGCGUGGACUUCACGAUCGUGAUCGUGUGGGCGUACAAGAUUUCGUGCUACUUGAGAACUAUCAAUCGGAAGAUGCAUUUAUUGACAAUUUGCGCAAACGCUUUCAGGAGAACAUUAUUUAUACAUACAUUGGCCAGGUUCUGAUAUCGAUAAAUCCCUAUAAACAAUUGCCCAUUUAUACGGAUAAUGACAUCAAGGAAUAUCGCAACAAACAUUUUUACGAGAUACCACCACACAUUUUUGCAGUCACUGAUAACGCUUUCCGCUCUCUAAUUGAAGAAAAUAAAGGGCAGUGUGUUCUAAUCUCUGGCGAAAGUGGUUCGGGCAAGACUGAAGCUUCGAAAAAGGUUCUCCAAUAUAUUGCAGCCUGUUCCGGCAACCAAGAGACUAUUGAGAAUGUCAAAGAUAAGCUUUUGAAAAGUAAUCCCCUGUUGGAGGCAUUCGGUAAUGCCAAAACCAAUCGUAAUGAUAAUUCCUCCCGUUUCGGCAAAUAUAUGGAUAUUCAAUUCGAUUUUACUGGCACUCCAAUCGGUGGCAAUAUUCUGAAGUAUCUAUUGGAAAAAUCUCGUGUGAUCAAUCAGAACAGCGGCGAGCGUAACUUCCACAUUUUCUAUCAACUGUUGGCCGGAGCUUCAGAUGAGCAGCUCAAAUCCAUGAAUUUAACACGAUCUUUGCAAGAUUACGCUUAUCUCAGUGAUGGUGAAAAAGGCAUUGUCUCAUCCAUCAACGAUGCAGAAAACUUCCGUCAGGUCAUGCAGGCCAUGAAGGUUAUUGAUUUCACGGUGGCGGAACAAACCCAAAUCCUUAAUGUGAUUGCCAGUGUUCUGCAUUUGGGUAAUGUGCAAUUCACCGAAGAGGAGGGCAAGGCCCAAAUCACCAACACCGAAUGCGUCCAGUCGAUUGCCAACCUUUUGGGAGUUCAUUUGGAGGAAUUGAAGAACGCCUUGACACACCGCACCAUUGAUGCGCGAGGUGAUGUGGUAACAUCGCCUUUGAAUCUUGAAAUGGCCAUUUACGCUCGUGAUGCCCUGGCCAAAGCUGUCUACGAUCGUCUAUUCUCUUGGCUGGUCCAGCGCCUAAAUGUUUCUUUGCAAGCCAAAGACACGAGCACAGCUCGCAACAAUGUCAUGGGCAUUCUGGAUAUUUAUGGUUUUGAAAUCUUCAAAACCAAUAGCUUCGAACAAUUCUGCAUUAAUUUCUGCAAUGAAAAAUUACAGCAAUUGUUUAUUGAACUGACUCUGAAGUCUGAACAGGACGAAUACCGACGCGAGGGCAUUGAAUGGGUGCCCGUCGAAUAUUUUGACAACAAAGUUAUUUGCAACCUAAUCGAGGAGAAACACAAGGGUAUUAUCUCCAUACUGGAUGAGGAGUGUUUGCGUCCCGGCGAACCCACUGACUUGACUUUCUUGGCCAAGCUAAGCGAUCGUUUGGGCGACCAUGCCCACUAUCUGUGCCAUGAAAAAGCACCCAUUCAGGUGCAGAAGACCAUGAGACGUGAUGAAUUCCGUUUGGUCCAUUAUGCCGGCGAUGUGACCUAUAAUGUUGUUGGAUUCUUAGAUAAAAACAACGAUUUGUUGUUCCGUGACUUGAAGGAAACGAUGAGCAAGGCUGACAACAAUGUGGUGCGUGUUUGCUUCCCCGAAUCGGAAUAUUUGGAGAAAAAGAGACCCGAUACUGCCGUUACGCAAUUCAGAAAUUCUCUGAACAAUCUAAUGGAUAUUCUAAUGUGCAAAGAACCCUCCUAUAUACGCUGUAUUAAGCCCAAUGACCUCCAAACAGCCGGUGUGUUUGAUGAUCAGUUGGUAUUGCAUCAAGUUAAGUACUUGGGUCUUAUGGAGAAUUUGAGAGUACGCAGAGCUGGUUUUGCCUAUCGUCGUCUUUAUGAGCUCUUCCUUAACCGCUACAAAUGUCUAAGCAAACAAACCUGGCCCAACUACAAUGGCCCCGCCAAGGAGGGUGUCAAAAUCUUGGUCAAAGAAUUGAACUAUGGCCCCGAAGAUUACCGUCUGGGUGAAACAAAACUCUUUAUUCGCUUCCCCAAAACCCUUUUCGAAACUGAAGAUGCCUUCCAAGAAAAGAAACAUGACAUUGCGGCGAUUUUACAAGCCCGCUGGAAGGGACGCGUACAACGCCGCAAAUAUUUGAAAUUACGUGAACAGGUGAUCAUCUUACAGUCGUACUGUCGUCGCCACCUGGCCCAACAGGCCGCCAAAAAACGCCGCGAGGCUGCCGAUAAGAUUCGUGCCUUUAUCAAGGGUUUCAUUACACGCAACGACCCACCCAAUGGUUACAAUGAGAAAUUCAUUGCCAAUGCCAAACGUAUGUGGCUAUUGAGAUUAGCCAAAGACUUGCCCAGCAAAGUUUUGGACAUGAGAUGGCCAUCGGCACCAACACACUGUCAAGAGGCCUCCACUUAUUUACAUCGUCUGCAUCGUUUACAUUUGGCUCGUAAAUACCGUUUGGCUCUAUCGGAGGAACGUAAGCGACAAUUUGAAUUGAAGGUCUUGGCUGAGAAAGUAUUUAAGGACAAAAAGAGCAGCUAUCCGGCCAGUGUGGCACAAUGGUUCCAAACUAAUCGCAUACCCAGUGAACAUGGCGCAAACGUUAAUAGUUUCAUCGCCAACUCAUGCAAUGGCGAAUCCGUAAAGUACUGUUCUGCCUGCACAAAAUACGAUCGUCAUGGCUAUAAACCUCGAGAACGUUUUAUAAUAUUGAGCAAUAAGGCCAUAUACGUUUUGGAUGGCAAAACUUACAAACAGAAACACCGCCUACCUCUAGAAAAACUCGAUUUCGAUUUAACCAAUCACAGCGAUGACUUAAUGGUAAUACGCAUUCCCCUCGAUUUGAAAAAGGACAAAGGUGAUCUAAUUCUCGAGAUACCCUACAUAAUUGAGUUCUGCACCUAUGUUAUAGAUACUGUGGGCACAGCGGAUGUUUUGAAAAUCGUCGAAAGAGAUUCUUUGGUGCACAAUAUGGCUAAGGGAAAAUCAGGUGUAAUCGACAUUCAAACUGGUGGCGGUGAACCUGGCGUUGUACGUGACAAGAGUGGGCAUCUUGUUGUUAUUGCUGGUCAGUAAUGAUGUUCCAAAAACCUUCACUUGUUAACGGGUUUACCUGCUCUUUACCAGUACAUACUACGUACAUAUCCAUAUGUAAUAACCAUGGCUUUAAAAUUUAAUUUUUGUUAUGAUAUGAUAAUGACUUAAAACAAAAGUAAAUCCUUUUUAUGUGAGACGAUGCAACUGA